This is a messenger RNA of Striga hermonthica, 1083 nucleotides long. The record is from the annotation of a GenBank genome assembly. Lineage: Eukaryota; Viridiplantae; Streptophyta; Magnoliopsida; Lamiales; Orobanchaceae.
AUGGGGAUUAAUACAAUCGGACCUGCUAACGUUCUGACUUUUUCAAAGAAGUGUAAAAAAUUAAGGGUGUUGCUUCACGUAUCAACCGCAUACGUGUGUGGAGAGGAGGAGGCGGGACUCGUUCUAGAGACGCCGUUUAAAUUUGGUGAGACACUUAACGGGACAUAUAAUUUGGACAUUUACAAGGAAAAAGAAUGUGUUGAGGCAAAAUUAGAAGAGCUUCGAGCACAAAAUGCUUCACAAAAAUGCAUUGCGUCAGCUAUGAAGGAUUUAGGUAUUCAAAGAGCCAGAAAGUACGGAUGGCCCAAUACAUACUCUUUCACGAAAGCCAUGGGGGAGAUGUUAUUGGGCCGUUUGAAAGAGGAAACGCCCAUUGUAAUUGUUCGGCCCACUAUUAUUACGAGUACAUACAAAGAACCCUUCCCUGGUUGGCUUGAAGGAAUCAGAAAUAUUGACAGCUUUGUGGUGGGAUAUGGGAAAGGCAAAAUGACAUGCUUUCCUGGUGAUCCUCAGAGUAUAGUAGACUUAAUCCCAGUUGACAUGGUAGUGAACGCAAUGUUAGCAUCAAUGGCGGCCCACUCAAACGAGCCAGGCGAGAUAAUUUAUCAUGUGGGGUCCUCAAUGUCGAACCCGAUUCACUACAGUUGUCUUCAAGAUUACGGCUUUCGCUUUUUCACCGAGCGGCCAUGGCUUAAUAAGGAAGGCAAGCCCGUCGUUGUAAGGAAGGGGAAAGAGUUGAGCACCAUUCAUGCUGUCCAAAGAUACAUGCAAAUACACUACUUGAUUCCUCUGAAGAUUCUAAGCCUUUUGAACACCGCAAGCUGUCAAUAUUUUCGAGCGACCUAUCUUGAUCUAUCCCGAAAAGUCGAGUUCUUGAAGCGGAUUGUAGAGCUGUUUAGUCCAUAUGUCUUCUUUAAGGGAGUCUUUGACGACAUGAACACUGAAAAACUGAGGACGAACGCCAAGGAAAGCAUUGGCUCUGCUGAGAAUGAGAUUUUCUACUUUGAUCCAAAGUGCAUAAAUUGGAAGGAUUAUUUCAUGUAUACUCAUAUUGCUGCUGUGGUGAAACAUGUUUUUAGAUGA